This is a messenger RNA of Octopus bimaculoides (California two-spot octopus), 2028 nucleotides long. RefSeq names its product sodium/potassium-transporting ATPase subunit beta. The record is from RefSeq and is a predicted model, not a curated record. Gene Ontology annotation, biological process: potassium ion import across plasma membrane; sodium ion export across plasma membrane; intracellular potassium ion homeostasis. Gene Ontology annotation, molecular function: ATPase activator activity. Gene Ontology annotation, cellular component: sodium:potassium-exchanging ATPase complex. NCBI's taxonomy places the organism in Eukaryota, Metazoa, Mollusca, Cephalopoda, Octopoda, Octopodidae.
CUUUCUCGCUUACUCAACCCUCUUCAUCAAUUCAGUACGCACUUGCGUGACUGAAAUGGGGAAACACUAGGUGAGCAAAUGCUCGUGAACUAUCACCUUAAUCAACAUACUUAUCACUUUCAUUAUCUCCAGCAUCAUCAUCAUCGAUUACCAUCCCUGUUACUAUCCCAUCUCAACCAGCACUUUGUAUACCACCGCCGCCGCCACCACUAUCAUCAUCACCAUCAUCCCUUAUUGUCUUUGCCAUGGUCACAGCUGACGUUAAUAUUGUCACCAUUUGUAUAACACCAUCAAUGUCGUCUGCGCCAGACCAUCGUUAUGAUAUGUGAAGUACAAAGAUCAAAUCUGUGUUCUAUUGAUACUGACUAAUCCGAUUGUGUUAAUCCAUUUUUUUAAAACUCUAACAACACCAACAAUAGUAACAACAAUCCUAAUACCGACAUUAGCAGCAGCCUCACAACAACAUUCAUAACAGAUGCUAACCACCAAGAGAGAAAUUCUUCUGCUGUCGGCUGCGUGUAUCAGAAAUAAUAACAACUUGCUUGACACAAACACAAGUGGUCAACAACAAUAAAGGGAAGAGCAUCACCACGACGGCGGCGGCGACGACGAGAAAAAAACUGAGGACGAUAAUAAGAACUUCAUCAACAAACAGGAAAAAUGAUGGAGACUGGAGACUCACAACAGGAUCUUAAAGCGGGCCCCACCAACGUUACCUUGUUACCAAUCGAUGGAAUGAGUCACAGCAGUGGACACAAAAUUCAAGCCACACUGACCAGUCCAAGGUGUCGCAAAUUCUUAGUGGUCUCCAUAAAACGUCUGUGUAUCAUUUUACUCGCUGUGGCCGCUGUCGUUGGCUGGUAUUUUGGAACCAAAUCGAAACAGGGCAACUACGGUUUAUUUGCCCAUCCAAAGCCAGUUGGAGGAUUAAUACACCUUAGGGAGAGUGAUGAAUCAAUAGAAAACUACAUGACUCAACUAGAUGAAUUCCUGGAAGCUUACAAGGAGGAGAAACAAGCAACUGACAAGUUUAUAAAAUGCCAUGGUUUAAUGACAUGCAGUCCAUUUGUGGAUAAAGUGUGCCGAUUUCCCCUUAAAAGGGCUGGGAAACUAUGUGUCAAGGAAAAUACUUUUGGAUACAACCCAAGUGAAAACCAAUCCCCAUGUCUAGUACUUACUUUACGCUUGCCUCAAGAACUGAGACCAAUUCCAUUUUCUGAAAAUGACACAAAUUUUCCAGUGAAUUUAGAGGAAAUGCUAGAUAUUGAACCAUGGACAUUACCAGUAACAUGUCAGGGAAAUACCCAAGUGGAUCAAGACAAUAUGGGUGAAGUGAUUUAUAAACCUAUGGCUGGUUUCCCUCUUUAUUACUUUCCAUACCAUGGACAGGAAAAUUACUUGUCCCCUCUGGUUUUCAUCAUGUUCAAAGGAAUCAAAAGAUCAAUGGCUGUGACAGUUACAUGUUCGGUGUGGGCUUCCAACUUCAGAGAAGGAUCCUAUCAAACUACUUUUAGCUUACUUUUGGACUGAAAAAAAAAAAUCAUUAAUUAAAAAAAAAUUACUCUCAUAAACAAGAUUAUCAAGGAUCUAUCAACUUUGCACCUGGUUUGCUAUUCUAACAAUAGCAUUGCAAGUGUUCAAAACGCAUCCAUUCCAACUGUUUCUAAUUUAGUACCAUGUAGUGUAAGCUUCUGUGACAACAAAAGAUGUCAGAAAAGAGAGCAAAAACAGGUAAAUUCUGGCCCAUUUAACUCCUAUUGAGACACACAGUGCCUCAACCUGACUAGUAACAAGUCUAUUUAUCAACUGGUAUACCUGCAACGUACUACUGGCAUCUUGUUAUACUUUAACCAUAAAACCCUAUCCAAGUAUACCAUUAUCUCAUUGUUUCUCAUUCCACUCCUUUUUGGGUGCCAAUAGCUUUCUUAUAACUGGAACUUUGCAAUACAUAUGUUUGUUUUUGAUUUUCUCAUUCUUUUUGUUUCAUUCUGACUUAAUACACACAUUUCCAAAAAUUACAUAUAUUAA